AUGAUCACAAUUCAAGCGAAAUUGGGAGAAGGUGCAUUUGGAGAAGUUGCUGCCGGAACCAUGAAUUUCAAAAGAAGAGGGAAGACUGUGAAAGUGGCUGUGAAACAGUUCUACGGAGUAGCUGUGAUGCAAGAACCUCUCUAUCUUGUCAUGGAACUGGUAUCAAACGGAGCUUUGGACAGUUAUCUGAAAAAGAAUGAAGAUCUUUCAAUGGAAAAAAGGGUCGAAAUGCUUCUCCAAGUAGCUUGGGGUUUGGAAUAUAUUCACGGAAAACCAAUGCUUCAUCGAGAUAUUGCUGCUCGGAAUUGUCUUUAUGGUGAUGGAAAAAUAUGCUUACAAAAAACGGACAUUUGGUCAUACGGAAUUCUCUGCUGGGAAGUCUUUAACAAUGGAGCAGAACCGUAUCCUGGAAUGACUCCUGCUGAUGUGGCUCAACAAGUUUCCAGUGGCUACCGUAUGCCUCCACAUCCCCUAGCACCAUUUGAAGUUCAAACUUUAACAACAAGAUUCUGUGCUGAAAACCCAAACGACCGUCCGACGGCUCCAGAAGUUGCGCAAAUAUUGCAACGUGUCACCGGAGUUCAUCGUCCGAAUUUUUCAGCGAUCGCUAAGAAGGAAGCGGAGGAGCUACUUCUUAUGAACACAGCCACAAUGAAAAAUUAUUCACACAGGCGAAAAGGGACUCAACGGAAACCAUGCGUUCCAAAAGGAAUGUGA
Molecule: messenger RNA, 717 nt
Organism: Caenorhabditis briggsae
Lineage: Eukaryota; Metazoa; Nematoda; Chromadorea; Rhabditida; Rhabditidae
Exons: 5
Coding region: 1-717 (238 amino acids)
Biological process (GO): protein phosphorylation
Molecular function (GO): ATP binding; protein tyrosine kinase activity
Source: RefSeq, a predicted model, not a curated record